CUGCGGGCCCGGUCACGUGGGCUGGUGUUUACAGCUGAUGUCACAGCACAGACGACGUUUCGCUCGGUAGAGAAAAAAAAAAAUAAACAAACAACAAACACCAUCAAGGAAACGGCGUUAGUGGCUUCCGAAGGCAUAGACUCGUCCAAAAAGUCUGAAUGGUGUUCUCCCUCGUCGUGUAAACCAUGGCGAGCACGGUGUUCCCGGUGAAACUGAAGGUUAAUUUUAAAGGAGAGACGGCGACUUUACUCCUGGGCGAUGCGGAAAAGAGUUGGAAAGACAUCGAGGCCAUGGUGAAGAAGUCUUUUAAUUUGAGAAGUGUGCAAGUGAAAUACAUUGAUGAAGACAAUGAGGAGGUGUCAGUUAAUACAGAAGAAGAAUACAAGGAGGGCCUAAAGUGUGCUUCUAAACAAGGAAAUCAACUCAGUCUCAAUGUUUAUGCGCUUGAAGAAUUGGAACCCAGCACAUCAUUCCAGAGUGGAUCAGUAAAACCCACGUUCAAAGCAAAGGAGGAUGGAAAGAAUCCAGUCCAGCAUUAUACCAAAUUGGCUAAGAUGGCUGGCCAGGAGAUGUUGAGUAGAAAAGCUCAAGAGGAGAAAAUUAAGAAUGAAGUUAUCAAAAAAGACGGAGAUCAGAAGCCUCCUCAAUGGUUUAUUUCAUACAUGGAGCAGUUCAAGCAUCAAUUUGUAGAAGAAGCAGUGGAAACGAUUUCCCAGCAGCUCUGUGAAAAGCUCAACAUUCUGCUUCCACGGUCGGGUAUGUCUCCUGGGGUAGGAGUUCAAGUACCAGAAAUAAGUUCCACUUCAGGAAACCUGGGUGACGAGCUGACAGUCUGCAGUGCCUGCCAUGGAAGAAUUACAGGAAUGUGCUACCAGUGCAGUGUCUGCUCCUCGUUUGUUCUCUGCGAGUCCUGUGAGUUAUGGAGCUUUGACCAUGAUUCCAGCCACACUUUCAUAAAAGUUAAAAAGCCUGUCAUUUUUGGGACGACUGGACAUACUCAUGCGGCUGAAAAUAAAGUCGUGGGUUUUGGUGAACUGGCAAGGCCUCAAGCCCGUGUAGACAGAAUUUUUAGGAAAGCAGAAAAGCAGAGACUGAAAGCAGAGAAACGCCAGUUAAAGGCCGAAGUGAAGGAGAUCAAGAAGCAGCUGAAACUGGAGAGGAGAGGCCUUCAUUUGAGCACAGCAGCUGGGGUGGCCUGUGAGCCGCCCAUCCUCAAGUCAAGGGGAGCACCUGCUACCUCGCCAGUGAACUCGCAGCUGGCUUGCAGUCCUGUUAGGUCCAACUUUUCUGCCGUGUUUUUGGAUGAAAAUUUGCCUGAUGGGACUCACCUCCAGCCUGGCACGAAAUUUAUCAAACACUGGAGAAUGAAUAACACGGGCAAUGUGAGCUGGACAUCAGACACAAAGCUGAAAUUUAUGUGGGGCAAUUUGUCUCUGGCCUCAGUGGACAAAAAGGAAGUCUCCGUGCCGUUCCUUCAGCCUGGGCAAGUGGGUAUUGUGUCGGUGGUGUUUGUGGCUCCGAAUGUGGAAGGCACCUACACUUCUCACUGGCGCCUUGCUCACAAGGGGGAACAGUUUGGGCCCAGAGUCUGGUGCAGUAUUGUUGUGGAUCCUCAGCCAUCCGGACACAGUCCUGAGUUAAGUGAGAGUGCCCUCUUCAGUAGCCCGGGUCUGACGGGCCCUUCCACCAGUAAGGUAAGCAACUCUUCAGUAGAGGCAGAAAAAUUAGGUCACUGUGGUAGUGAAGAAAUCCCAUGCUCCCCUGCUCCUACUACAAAAAAGAAUAAGUCAGUGGAUUGUGAGAGAGAGUAUUAUAUUCCUUCAGUGGAUCUGCUGACAGCACAGGACCUUCUUUCCUUUGAACUCCUGGACAUCAACAUCGUCCAAGAGCUGGAGAGAGUACCACACAAUACCCCUGUUGACAUGACUCCAUGCAUGUCUCCACUGCCUCUUGAUGGUUCCCUUGUAGAGAAGCCAGGGCUGGGACAGAUCGAGGAGGAGACGGAGGGAGCUGGAUUCAAGGCUAUACUUGAAAAUAGUGGCAGUCACAACACUUCUGCUAUGGAAGACGGAGAAGACGACAUCAGCAGCACUCAGUUUGUUUGUGAAACCGUGAUACGCUCACUCACUUUGGAGGAGGCACCUGACCACAAGCCACCACGGAUAAGCAAGCCAAGCACUGUAAAGUCUUGUCUGAUAGGGCAAGAUCAGCUUUGCUCCAGAGAUGAUAAGUGUGAUGAAACCAUUGAAGUGGCUGAAGUCCCAUCAACUGAAAUGGAAGACGUUAAUGCCAGUGAAAUGACAUGGCCAGGACCCGAUGAAUCGGAAUCACGUUUGGAGAAUAUGUGCACAGAAGACUCAGUUAUGAUGGAUGAAAGGCAACAGCCUGAAGAAGACACCGAUGACGUGCAGAGCCAAGGCUCAUCAUCUUCAUCUGAGGAUUACAUUAUCAUCCUGCCCGAAUGCUUUGAUACAAGCCGCCCCAUAGGUGAAUCCAUGUACAGCUCUGCCCUUUCCCAGCCUGGAACAGAGAGGGGCAUUGAAAGUGACUCUGAUGCUGAGGAGUUGGAGGUCCAGACCCCUGAAGAAACAAAUGCCACUACCAUCCUGGGAAACUGUGUUAAUGACAUGCUGUGCACUUCACAGACACUGGACACCGUGCCAUUAACUCCUGAAGUUGUCUCUGUACCCCCUCCACGGAUGCAGUGUGAGGAAGUGUAUUUUAUAAAUCAAGAGUCUGUGAGACCGGAGUUAGCAGAGGAAUCUUCCUCUUCAGAUGUCCUAACUCAGCCCUCCCCUUCGGAUAUAAAGGAAGGCUCUGCCAGUGUUCAUCAGUACCAUGCAGAGUUCUCGGGACAUGGAGAUACCAGGCAAGAAUGGGACCAGCAAAACAGUGCCUCCAAGCACCACAGCCACAAUAAACACAAGGGGAUUGCAGGGGGUCUGGUAAAAGGUGCUCUGUCUGUUGCUGCCUCAGCUUACAAGGCUCUUUUUACGGGUCAGCAAAUUCCAGCUCAGCAGGCUGUGAACAGUCCAAGCCAGGACAGAGCCAUGAUGGCGGUGUUGUUAGAGAUGGGGUUUGGAGAUCGACACUUAAACCAGCGGCUUCUGAAGAAGCAUAAUUAUAACAUCAUGGAUGUAGUCAAUGAACUGGUUCAGAUGAGUGACGGUGACUGGUAUUCGAAUAGGUACUGACCCCACUGCAGAGCUGCUAACUCUUAAUCAGCUUGCCAUAUCCUACUAUACAGUAACUGGACUUAAUAUAAAGGACAUAAACAAUAGGAUAAAUAGCGGAGGCACUUUCUUGAAUUUGCAGAAGUACGUGUUUGUUAGCGUGAGUGUGUGUGUCUGUGUCUACCCCUCCUGAUAAUGUAUAACACCCCCCAAUACACCAACAGCGCACGGCACUUUGAGGCUAGAGGAGAAUCUGGGGACGACUUCUUAGAUGAGAGCGCGUCUCUGUCUUUACAGUGGGACUCACAUGCUGCUUUUAAUCGAUUUCUGCAGAUCCAGCCGAGCUUCUUUGAGGUUAACAUUCCAGCCCGCAUCAUCCUGCUGAGUGACCCGGUGGGCUGGUAAAGAGAUUGUCUUUUUUUUUUUGUUUGUCUUUCUGUCUCUGGGACACAGAAUUGUAGAAACCCAAUUGUUUGAAUCUGUUUUUUCAUAGACGCCCUGGGCCUUUUUUCUUUUUAAGCGAUAGCUCUAGAUAAAGUGACACGUUACUAUGCAUGUUUAAUUCAUCCUGGUACUCCGUCUCUUGUUGGGUACAUUACUUGACAGAUUCAAUUUGAAUAUAUAGAGUGCUAUUCAAGCAUAAUUGAUUAUUGCACAUUGGGAUCCAAAAUGUUAAAUUGGCCAGUCGGCAUUUUGCUGGGUGGAUCACUCAAGUAUUCGACACAUUCCGACUUUCUCAUUGGAGAGCUAAAAGCGGCGGAGCGCCAGGCGUGCAGCAUUCAGAAGCUUUAUUCACUGACGUCUGUGCGAGUGUCUGUGUUUGGAGACGGGGGUGUAUGUCGGGUCUUUCUUUCACGUCAGGAAGCCUGUUUUUGUGUCAUGUUAGGUUUUGGGCUUAACGUUCCUUCCCAGCACUCUUGUGCUUUCUGCCCCGUCAUUUGACCUCCUGUAGUUUGCUCCCCUGACUGUCCAUGUGCUGCCUUUCAGUAGUUCACUAAGUGAAUGUCAUUUCAUUCAAUGGCUGCACCUGUGGGUCUCCUUCUUUUAUUCAUUGCCCUUGAACUGGAAUUCUGUGUGUGUGUUUGGUUUCUCGUGUUACACUGGUAUGCGGGGAACACAGAAGUAGAAAACUGAUUGAUUUGCUUUUUUAACUUUUGAAGGUUAACAUCCAUUAUGGAAGGAUAAGAGCAUAUUAAAUGUCUCGCUAGACCUCGGCGUCCCCAAGUGCGCAGUCCUUGAAAGUGAAUGUGACUUUGAGCUCCUGAUUUUUCUUUUUCCUUUCUUUUCCUCGCCUGACUUCAGUCAUAACGUGGUGGUAACCAAAGCUUGCAGUGCAGCCUGUGAUGUUCGGGCCCCGUUUGUCUCUUCCCUUUUUUUUUUUUUUGUGUUCAAUUCAAAUAUUAGACAGAGGCGUCCCAUCACUUCUCAUGUCUCCAUACAGGGCCUGUCGUCUUCUUUGGGGCCCUCAAGCAGAUUUCUUCUUGUAGUUGAUGAACACGAGAAACUCAACUCUGCUUUUUAUUUUAUUUUUAAACCGCGUUUUCAUAGUUUGUCUCCUGCCUUGUGCCCUGUGUUGGCUGGGAUUGGCUCCAGCAGACCCCCGUGACCCUGUAGUUAGGAUAUAGCGGGCUGGAUAAUGGAUGGAUGGAUUUUUUUUAGACAGCAGACGUGCUUUGAUGACCGCAGGUUAACGUUACACGCCUAAGGAGAGCUUGUGGUGAGGUUGUCCCGUUGAUCCCACUUCAGUGCACACGCUGCGCCUCUCUUUUUUUUUUUUUUUUGCUGAUAAUCUUUGUGGUUUUGGGUAAAGGUGCAGCUGUGUUCCAUAUUUCCAGUUUUGAUUUCAUUUUCUCUGGGCCUGCAUGUGUUUUGAUUGUUUGUUUUCCUUUUUCCUUCCUGUAUUUUGUGGUUGAGUUAUGGCCCUUAUGUUUCCUAAAGGCACCCCAAACUGUUCGUGUUCGGAAACGUUUUACAUUCUGCUUGCUCGGAUUUGGUUAUGUUGACUUUAUAAUUUGGCUCUUUUGAACCUCUUAGCGUAUGCAUUAUGGUUCACCAGUCGACUGAACCAGGGACAACCCAGCUUUACCAACACUAGGGAAAUUGUCACCGUUCUACCAGAUAGAAAGACGAGCGUUUAUCAGCCUUGGUGGCUGUUGAUGACAGUAAACAGGGUGGCAUAACAGCCAUCCUGUAAACGAGGACGGGGACCGAAAACAUUUGGUUAGGAAAAGUACCAAUUCAUCCAAAAUUUCACUUCCUCUUGGUUACGUCAGUGUCCAUGUGUGUGAUAUACACGUUGGGAUGGGUGCGUGUGUGUGUGUUUGCUGUUUCAGGUCUGUCAUUUUUUAAUGGCAAUGUAUUCUCUCUCCUGAUAGGGAGGCCUAAGACGUUAAAUUUUGGGAUGCCUUUUUUUUUGUCAGUGAGCACAGAUUUCAACUUUGUUUCAUAUAAAGAUGCCGAGUGCUUGUUUUAGCAAUAUCUGUUUAGAAAUGUCUUCUUUUGCAUGGAAUAAUCAACAUAUUGCAUUAAAUAUGAAGCAUUUUCUUUGUAUGUUAUAUAGGAAAAGCACUUUAUAGAUACAACAAAUGUGAGAGAAGAAUGGUUGUUACUUAAAUGAUUUAAUAAAAAGUGAUUAUUUGAA
Erpetoichthys calabaricus (reedfish) is the source of this 5814-nucleotide messenger RNA. It is a transcript of the gene nbr1a, whose product is annotated as NBR1 autophagy cargo receptor a. The record is from RefSeq and is a predicted model, not a curated record. The transcript is spliced from 22 exons. NCBI's taxonomy places the organism in Eukaryota, Metazoa, Chordata, Cladistia, Polypteriformes, Polypteridae. Bases 186 to 3194 code for a protein of 1002 amino acids. Gene Ontology annotation, cellular component: phagophore assembly site. Gene Ontology annotation, biological process: macroautophagy. Gene Ontology annotation, molecular function: ubiquitin binding; zinc ion binding.